This is a messenger RNA of Durusdinium trenchii, 1299 nucleotides long. NCBI's taxonomy places the organism in Eukaryota, Dinophyceae, Suessiales, Symbiodiniaceae. The record is from the annotation of a GenBank genome assembly.
GCAACCACAUCCAACACAGAGAAGCUCACCAACUCCCUGCAAUUCUUUGUGGAGGUCGCUUCGUACUUCAAGAUGACAAAUCAGCAGCCAGCAGAUGCUGACAUGGUUACCAAAGUCUUCCAUGAGGUCGUGGUGGUGGGCCGGCGAUGGCUCAUGGCUUGGGAGGAUGGCAUGCAGGGUGUAUACCGCUUGGAGGGACAAACAUCAUCUUCAGUGGUGCGUUCUCAUGUCCUUCAUGACAGUACCGAUACUUGCCCAGCUUUGAUAGACAAUCUUGGGGAGAAGACAGCCAAGUUCACGACCGACCUCAUCAUGAAGCAACAGGGAAGCUCUCGCACUGUCUUCAAUGAACCAAGCAUGAGCAAAGCGUCAUCCUUCUUGGCCAUCACAAACAACCUGGAUAGUCUUCUUGGUGAUGGACCUGUACAAGAGAAAGCAUCUUCUCCGGCGCCAGUGCCUGAGCCUGUGCCAGCCACACACACAGCUCCUUCUUCCAAAGAUGAGGCUGAUGAGUGCAUUCAUCCAACGUCCCGUUUUGAUGCCCUUCGAUCCCAAGUGGCAUCACCCAAGAAGGCGACAGCCAAGCCAAAGGCUAAAUCCAAGGCCAAGACAGAGCCAAAGCCAACAGAUGAUAAGCCUCCUGCCAAGAGGGCCAAGAAGACGGAUCAGGAGUCACGUGUGAGGGAUAUGAAUCCUGAUUCGAUCGCCUCGUCAACUAACAAGCACACCAGUGCAGCAAUGGGGCAGCAAGACCAGGCCUGGUACGCAAGCACCAAGGAUGAGUUGGUUUCCCUUCUAGACUGCAGUGCAAUGAAGUCCGCUGAGAAUGAUUUCAAGGCAGAUGCAGGUGCCAAGACCAAGGAUGCCAAUAGUCUUCUUGGCAAAGUGAGAGGCAAGAAGCGGGUAGUGAAGCGACGGAGCAAAGAAAACCAGGCAGACUUUAUGCCUUUGUUGGAUGAGGCUGAAUCCGUGCUGUGCACCUUCCUUGUGGUCCUGAAGGCUGUGACUCGUGGGGCAGGACCUUCUGGAGACGAGCUUCCUGCCAAGAUUCAAUCCCUCGUUUCAUUUGGAGCAGUUCCAGGUCUGGAGCUGAUGAAACGGAUUGGAAAGCAUAUGUGGAGCGAUGACCUCCGGUUCAUGCGUUGGGAUGCUAUGGUGGGCUCCACGUUGAAGUUUGUCAGGGACACGAUUGACCGGGAUGACUUUGAUCCAGAGCCCUUGAUCAAACAGCAAAUGAAUGUCAUUUUGCAGAAGCUUCUGAAAGGAAUUCCGGCUGACAAAGUCCCUUGGCUUUUCUAA